Dovyalis caffra is the source of this 585-nucleotide messenger RNA. NCBI's taxonomy places the organism in Eukaryota, Viridiplantae, Streptophyta, Magnoliopsida, Malpighiales, Salicaceae. The record is from the annotation of a GenBank genome assembly.
AUGGCAUCCUCUUCUUCUCUAAUGACAAAUCCAUUGACUUCACUAUUCUGCAAAUCCUCAAAACCAGAGUCUCUUCUCUUGGUGGGCCCUACAACGUCAACAACUCAACUGAGGUUGCUGACACAAAACAAGAAUCUCAAGCAGAAGCCAAAGUCAGUGUCUUCCUCUGGUUUUUCUUCUUCUUCUUCUUCUUCUUCUCCUGUGGUGUGCAAGGCAGUGUCUAUCAAGCAACCAGAGACUGAGAUUGAAGGCCUCAACAUUGCCGAUAAUGUUACUCAGGUAAGGAUAGGUCAUAGUAUGAUAGCUGAUGCUGAGCAAAAGGGACUUAUAACACCUGGAAAGGCGCCUGUAUCAAUUGCUGAUCAGGCACUCCAUCUAGCCAAGUGUGCAUUUCAAAUUGUGGUUAUUGGUGUGGAACCUUCAGAAAGCAACAUUCUCUCAGGUGGAAAGCCUGGUCCUCACAAGAUUCAAGGGAUUGGAGCUGGUUUUGUACCCAGGAAUUUGGAUCAAGAUGUGGUUGAUGAAGUUAUUGAGGUUGAUGUCUUAUCAAUCUUCUGUUUCGUGGUUUACUUAGCUUCUACAUAA